Molecule: messenger RNA, 2161 nt
Organism: Cuculus canorus (common cuckoo)
Lineage: Eukaryota; Metazoa; Chordata; Aves; Cuculiformes; Cuculidae
Gene: CEBPG
Product: CCAAT enhancer binding protein gamma
Exons: 2
Coding region: 230-682 (150 amino acids)
Biological process (GO): DNA-templated transcription; regulation of transcription by RNA polymerase II
Molecular function (GO): DNA-binding transcription factor activity, RNA polymerase II-specific; RNA polymerase II cis-regulatory region sequence-specific DNA binding
Source: RefSeq, a predicted model, not a curated record
GCGGCGCGCGGGGCGGGGCGGGCGCAGCGCGCGGGUGUCGCAAUCGCCGCUCGGCGCGCGCCGCACGGCACCGAGCGAGGCCCGGCCCGGCCCCCCCCGCGCCGCCGCCGCCGCCGCAGGUUCACCCUGCCCUUAAUCCAUGUGAAGACCUGUUGGAAACACCUUGUAGAAACAGAACGGCUUUCAGUCUCCUUGUAAAGUCUGUGGUGCCCAAGAAGAGCCUGUCCAAAUGAGCAAGACAUCUCAACAGAACAGUGCUACCGAAGCCAACGGAGUAAGUGUGAUUCACAGCCAAGCACACACCAGUGGUUUGCAGCAGGUUCCCCAGCUGGUGCCGGUUAGUCCUGGUGGCGGAGGCAAAGCUGUACCUCCCAGCAAACAGGGAAAGAAAAAUUCCUUUGUGGAUAGAAACAGUGAUGAGUAUCGUCAGCGUAGGGAGCGAAACAACAUGGCAGUGAAGAAGAGCCGGUUAAAAAGCAAGCAGAAAGCACAAGACACGCUGCAAAGAGUCAACCAGCUCAAGGAAGAAAACGAACGUUUAGAGGCAAAAAUCAAGCUCCUGACCAAGGAGCUGAGCGUACUGAAAGACUUGUUCCUCGAGCACGCACACAAUCUUGCAGACAAUGUGCAACCUGUUGGCACCGAAACCACCACCACAAACCCAGAAAACAAUGGGCAGUAGACACUGUUGCAGCCUUACGAAACGAACUCCGGAGGCGCAGCUUGUCUGCAACACCUGUGCCGUAGCCAAGCAAAAACUCUGAUCUAUCAUUUUGUGGAGAUUUUCUUCUUUUUAGGUUUAACACUGAGGAUUUGAUACAAUUAAACCAGAAACUGCUUAGGAUAUUUGUUUUAAAUAUUUCUCUCCUCUAAAAGAUGUAUCUAAUAAGUGCAGACCUAAAUUCAUAGUCAACAAGGGGCUUAGAAUAGGGAUAUAGCCUUUUCACAGAAAUGUUCACUUACCUUACAGCUUGCACAAUGGGAGGAAUCCAGCAGGAUGAUUCACUGUAGUAUCAGAAACUCAUAAUUGGAUACAAUGGCUUUUAAAUACCUUUUCAUGUACUUCAGCCCUUUGUUUUCUCCAUUACUUAUUACGACACUGUAGAGGCCGUGGAGGGCGUUUGCGUUCCUGUCUGGUGGGUGACUGCAACUCUGUAGGGCAAGUCUAUAAAGCAUCUCUUAGCUAUAACUGGACAGGAAAGACCUAAUGUGGAGGGUGUAGGAAUAGCGAGCUGGGGUGCUUACUGAUGUUUCCUAGAAAAUAGCAAUAUGCUCUGAUGAUCCAUACGGGCAGUUGGCUUCCAAAUGGCAAAUGAGUCUGCAGCGUCGUGUACAGCAGGUAAAGAAGCACACGGACAAAGCCUUUUACGCCUGUGUUGCUCACAUAGGGGCUGGGGCCUUACGAGAGGGGGAGGUUAGUUUUCAGAAAAUGUCAAAAUGCUAUCAAACCCCACGCUCGGCACAACUGCAUUCUUGCUGGGGUGCAGGCAGUGGGGACAGUAUGUGGAUCUUGGCUAAGCAGGGGCCGAGAAGGAAGGGGCGAGGCAGCGUCUGUUCAGCCAGGAUGUCUGGAUCACUGCACCUUGACGUUCGUCUCCAUUUUCCUGGCUGUUCAGACUUGCAACCAAGAUUCACAGAAAUUCACAGCGAUUUUGAAAAGAGAUGCCCCUAGUUUGAAUAACGGUGGGAUUUCUGUAGCCAUCGUACAGCUGUGCAGACGAAUACCUUCAGUCUGGCUUUAUUUUCAUAACAGUUUUUCUAUAGCAACUUUUUUAAUGCUAGUGCUCAGUCUUUGCCAUGAUCCGUAACAUAGCGGUAUGUACCAUACCGAGGAUUUAAGCAGUAAAAGUAAAGCAGGAACUUUGAUGUAACCUUAAUUUAUUUUCAUUUUUAAAUAUUUCAGUGACGGGGUGGCUGUGUUACAUUUAACCUGUGUGUCUGGCUAGUGGAUUAUCACACUGUCUUAAUUUCCCUCCUACACUACCUUUUUCCAUAGGUUAUUUUGUAGGAAGCUUGUUUGCCUUGUAUCUGUACGUAGGAAGAGGACUUGGAUAUUAUCUCUAUGAAGAUGCUGUUAGAAAAUAACACCUUGAAAAGUUCUUUCUGAAUUUAAACUUUUAAUACAAAGGUAAUUACAUGCGAGAACCUUGUAUGGAUUGUC